Messenger RNA from Geodia barretti, 633 nucleotides. NCBI's taxonomy places the organism in Eukaryota, Metazoa, Porifera, Demospongiae, Tetractinellida, Geodiidae. The record is from the annotation of a GenBank genome assembly.
AUGCAGCUACUGGGAAAGCUGGAGAUUAAAUCUCCGGAACGGAUUGCCCGUUUCCUCAACACCGAGCAUGUGGGCAGGAUUGCCACCAUGGACGAGCGCGGCUACCCGCAGGUAAUUCCCAUGAACUUUGUGUUCCUUGACGGGUUCAUCUACCUGCACUCGCAUAUCAGGGGCGAGAAGCUGGACAACAUAAGGCGAAACCCAAAGGCGGGAUUCGAGGUGGACCGGGAGCUGGAGUUUCUGCCCUCGUACUUUGAGGAUCCCCACGACGCCUCCCUGGCAGACACCCUGUACGUCAGCGUGGUGAUCAAGGGGGCGGCGCACAUCGUAUCUGACCUCGCCGAAAAGUCCCGGGCUCUAAACGGCCUGAUGGAGAAGUACCAGCCGGAGGGCGGAUACACCCCCAUCACUCCGCCGAUGUCCGUGCUGGAUCACGUGGCCGUAAUACGCGUAUCCCCCGUGUCCGUCCGGGGAAAGUACAAGAUAGGCCAGACGCUUGCGGCGCGGGCCCGAACGGAGCUUGCAGAGAAGAUCCUCAAGCGCUCAAGCCAGACCGCCGAGGAGACGCUGAAGGUGAUGGGGUUUGCGGUUGCAGGCGGCAAGCUUGAGAUGAUCGACGAGCCGGUCUGGUGA